Messenger RNA from Arthroderma uncinatum, 558 nucleotides. RefSeq lists its product as uncharacterized. The coding region runs from base 1 to 558 and encodes 185 amino acids. The transcript has a single exon. The record is from RefSeq and is a predicted model, not a curated record. Lineage: Eukaryota; Fungi; Ascomycota; Eurotiomycetes; Onygenales; Arthrodermataceae.
AUGCGUUUCACCAUCCCCGGCGUCCUUGCCCUUGCUAUGGCUGGCAGCACCGCCGUUGCCGGCACCUUGCCUUCUCUCACCUGUCUCAAGGCACCUAGUGUGAUUCAGGCUUUCGACAUCAACCGAGGAUUGGGCAUCUGGCAAAAGGAGCUGUGCGACCAGGGGUGUGACAUUCGGUUGUCCAACUACCAGACCCAGAUCCGUGAGGUUGCCAUCUAUGCCAUCAAGACCGAGUCGGCCAACAUGGGCGCCUCCGAGCUAGUCCCCCACUACAUCACCCUGCUCGAUGCUUGGUUUGAUCUGCUUAUGAAAACCUGCGGAGCAUCUAAAUUUGGAGACGUCAACCUAUGCAGCCCGGACGUCCCAAUGACCCAACUUCUGCAGUGCAUGAAAUGGAACGCAUUCCAAACAGCAUGGGAAAACAGCGCUAGUAUCUGGCCAAUUCUGUCAACGCACUGCCAGAAGCAAUACGAUUUCUUCGCCAACGAUAACUUCCUCGUAAACGUGGCCCCAGCUCAUGCUCAGAAAUUUGCCGCGGAACAAUGCAAGAAAGUGUAA